UUUAUAAAGCGGGACUUAAAUUUUUUUAUUUUUUAUUUAUUGGUGUAUAGACAGGAAGUUAUUGUGCUGCCCUGAAGCCGGCGCUUCGCCCUCACCCUUCUGUCUGUCUGUUUUAUGAUCAGUAGAAUGUGUGUGUGCGGCUUCGACUGAGAGAGCGGUGUAAUGAUAAAAGCCGCAUUUGCGGUACCCUCCUCUCACCUCAUAUAAGUCAGGAAAAAACGGAGAACCCGUCUUAUUUCGUUCCUCCUCGAGCCCUAGACUUAUCCACGUCUCGGAGAACAUUGUGAAGCACCAUGUCCAGGCCGUCAGGGGGCGGUGUUGCCAAUGAUGUCACCCGUUUCCUGUCCACGGGGGCGGUGCCAGGCUCGCCCACUUCCUCUACCCCCACUGGCCACGUAUUCUCCGCCUCCAGCCAGGCUGAUUGGGCGGCAAAGAGGCUCGUCUGGGUUCCGUCCGAGAAGCACGGCUUUGAGUCUGCCAGUAUCCGUGAGGAGCGAGGGGAUGAGGUGGAGGUGGAGCUAACAGACAGCCAGAGGAAGCUGACCCUGUCCAGGGAGGAGGUCCAGAGGAUGAAUCCUCCCAGGUUCAGUAAGGUGGAGGACAUGGCUGACCUCACCUGUCUCAACGAAGCCUCCGUCCUACACAACCUCAGAGAGAGAUACUACUCUGGCUUGAUAUACACAUACUCGGGCCUGUUCUGUGUGGUGAUCAACCCCUAUAAGAACCUGCCCAUCUACACAGAGUCUAUAGUGGAGAUGUACCGAGGGAAGAAACGCCAUGAGAUGCCCCCUCACAUCUACGCUAUAUCAGAGGCUGCCUACCGCAGCAUGCUACAAGACAGAGAAGAUCAAUCUAUCCUCUGCACCGGCGAGUCUGGCGCAGGGAAGACAGAGAACACUAAGAAAGUCAUCCAGUAUCUGGCUCAUGUGGCCUCGUCCCAUAAGACUGGAACUCUGGGUAGAAACAAGGAGGCAUCACAGGUAAUCCUCCAGGGGGAGCUAGAGAGACAGCUGCUACAGGCCAACCCCAUCCUGGAGGCCUUUGGGAAUGCCAAGACUGUCAAGAACGACAACUCCUCCAGAUUUGGCAAAUUCAUCCGUAUUAACUUUGACGUGGCUGGAUACAUUGUCGGUGCCAACAUUGAGACCUACCUGCUGGAGAAGUCGAGGGCGAUCCGCCAGGCCAAAGAUGAAAGGACCUUCCACAUCUUCUACCAACUCAUGUGUGGAGCUUCAGAGACCACCAGAGCAGACCUUCUCCUUGGUAGUGCUGACCAGUACAGGUUUCUGAGUGGAGGUGCUAUACCUGUUCCAGGCCAGAGUGAUGCUGACAACUUCACCCAGACCAUGGACUCUAUGACCAUCAUGGGAUUCACACCAGAGGAGUCUCUGUCCAUGUUGAAGGUGAUCUCUGCGGUGCUCCAGUUUGGGAACAUCUCGUUCACUAAGGAGAAGAACCAGGACCAGUGCUCCAUGCCAGACGACACGGCUGCCCAGAAACUGAGCCACCUGCUGGGCAUCAGCGUGCUGGAGUUCUCCCGGGCCAUCCUCACCCCCAGGAUCAAAGUAGGACGCGAGUACGUCCAGAAGGCCCAGACCAAAGAACAGGCUGACUUUGCUGUGGAGGCGUUGGCCAAAGCUACAUAUGAGCGUCUGUUCCGUUGGCUGGUCCACAGGAUCAACCGGGCGCUGGACCGCAGACAGAGACAGGGAGCCUCUUUCAUAGGCAUACUGGACAUAGCAGGCUUUGAGAUCUUUCAGUUGAACUCAUUUGAGCAGCUGUGUAUCAACUACACCAACGAGAAGCUGCAGCAGCUGUUCAACCACACCAUGUUCAUCCUGGAGCAGGAGGAGUACCAGAGGGAGGGCAUCGAGUGGAGCUUCAUCGACUUCGGCCUGGACCUGCAGCCCUGCAUCGACCUCAUCGAGAGACCGGCCCAGCCCCCUGGUGUGCUGGCCCUAUUGGAUGAGGAGUGUUGGUUUCCGCGGGCGACAGAUCGUUCAUUUGUGGAUAAGCUGUCUGCUGAGCAGGGGACACACCCUAAAUUCUUCAAACCUCGACAAAUACGACAAGAGGCCGACUUCGCCAUCAUCCACUACGCUGGGAAGGUGGACUAUAAAGCAGAUGAUUGGCUGGUGAAGAACAUGGAUCCUCUGAAUGACAACAUAGCGUCUCUCCUCCACCAGUCCUCUGAUCACUUCAUCUCUGAGCUCUGGAGAGAGGUGGAGAGGCCCGUAGGGCUGGACCAGGUGUCCAACGACACCAACAGUGGGCCGGUCAACUUCGGGGCGGGGCUGAAGACUAAGAAGGGGAUGUUCAGGACCGUGGGUCAGCUCUACAAGGAGUCCCUCACCAAGCUGAUGGCAACACUACGCAACACCAACCCCAACUUCCUCCGCUGUAUCAUCCCCAACCACGAGAAGAAGUCUGGUAAGCUGACUCCCCAUCUUGUUCUGGACCAGCUGAGGUGUAAUGGAGUCUUAGAGGGGAUCCGUAUCUGCAGACAGGGCUUCCCCAACCGCAUCCCCUUCCAGGAGUUCAGACAGAGGUAUGAGAUCCUGACUCCUAAUGCUAUCCCUCGUACCUUCAUGGAUGGGAAGCAGGCCUGUGAACUCAUGAUCAGUGCGUUGGAGCUGGACCGUAACCUGUUCAGAGUUGGGCAGAGCAAAGUGUUCUUCAGGGCUGGAGUCUUAGGUCACCUGGAGGAGGAGAGAGACCUGAAGAUCACUGACACCAUCAUACACUUCCAGAGCGCUGCCCGAGGAUUCCUCGCACGCAGGGCCUUCCUGAAGAAGCAGCAGCAGCUGAGUGCUAUGAGAGUGAUGCAGAGGAACUGUGCUGCCUACCUCAAACUCAGGAACUGGCAAUGGUGGAGGCUGUUCACCAAGGUGAAGCCUCUGCUGCAGGUGACUCGUCAGGACGAGGAGAUCCAGGUGAGGGAGUCGGAGCUUAAGAAUGCCAAAGACAACCUGACCAGAGUGGAACAGGACUACACUGAUCUGGACAAGAAACACAUACAGCUGAUGGAGGAGAAGGCGGUGCUGACAGACCAGCUGCAGGCGGAGGCGGAGCUGUUUGCUGAGGCGGAGGAGAUGAGGGCCAGACUGGUCAGCAGGAAGCAGGAGUUGGAGGAAAUCCUGGGGGAGCUGGAGGGACGAUUGGAGGAGGAGGAGGAGAGGGGCGUUCAGAUGACCAAUGAGAAGAAGAAGAUGCAGCAGCACGUGACGGAUCUGGAGGAGCAGUUGGAGGAGGAGGAGUCGGCCAGACAGCGCCUCCAGUUGGAGAAGGUUACCCUGGAGACCAAGGUCAAGAGUCUGGAGACAGAGAUGCUGAGCACUGGAGAACAGAGAGACCGCCUCAGCAAGGAGAAGAAGCACCUGGAGGAGAGGUUGAAUGAGGUGACAGACUCACUGACUGAGGAAGAGGAGAAGACCAAGAGUCUCAACAAACUGAAAAACAAACAGGAAGCAGUCAUUGCUGACCUGGAAGAUCGGUUGAAGCGUGAGGAGCAGGGUCGUCUGGAGCAGGAGAAGUGGAGAAGGAGGAUGGAGGGGGAAGCUGUGGAAGCCCAGGAGCAGCUCUCUGACCUGGGACUAAUGUCCGCUGAACUCAGGGGCACCCUGGCUCAGAGAGAGAAAGAUAUCACAACCCUACAGGGGAGGUUGGAGGAGGAGGGUGCACGAAGGACUGAGGCUCAGAGGGCUCUGAGAGAGGCCAUGUCUCAGGUGUCAGAGCUGAAGGAGGAAGUGGAGAAUGAACGAGGGAUGAGAGAGAGGGCAGAGAAACAGAGGAGAGACCUGGGGGAGGAGCUGGAGGCCUUGAGGACAGAGCUGGAAGACACACUGGACACCACGGCGGCCCAGCAGGAACUCAGGUCUCGUAGAGAGGCAGAGCUGGGGGAGCUCCAGAGGUGUGUUGAGGGGGAGACGAGACGUCACGAGGCCCAGCUCUCAGAGCUCAGAGUCAAGCACUGCUCUGCCAUAGACAACCUGCAGGAACAACUGGACAACAGCAAGCGGGCCCGUCAGUCCCUAGAGAAGGCCAAGACUCUAUUAGAGGACGAGAGGGUGAGCUUGGCCUCAGAGCUAAAGUCCCUGCAGGGGGGCCGCAUGGAGAGUGAGAGGGGCCGCAAGAGGGCAGAGGGCCAACUCCAGGAGCUGACCACACGCCUCGCACAGGCCGACAGAGAGAGAGAGGAGAGAGAGGAGCGACUGCACAAGCUACAGUCUGAGAUGGAGACCCUCUCUAGUUCUCUCUCCUCCUCUGACUCCAAAUCCCUCCAUCUCAACAAGGAGGUCAGCAGCCUGGAGAGCCAGCUCCACGACGCUCAGGAGCUACUUCAGGAUGAGACUCGUCAGAAGCUGGCUCUGGGCUCCAGGGUGAGAGCUCUGGAGGAGGAGAGGAAUGGACUGAUGGAGAGAGUGGAGGAGGAAGAGGAGAGAGCCAAGGAUCUCUCCAGACAGAUACAGACUCACACUCAGCAGCUGGCUGAGUUGCGGAGGCAAUCGGAGGAGGUGAAUGGGGCGGUGGAGGCAGGAGAGGAGACCCGCAGGAAACUGCAGAGAGACCUAGACCAGGCUGUCCAGAGAGAACGACAGAAGGAGGAGGAGAAAGAACGUGUGGAGCGACAGAGGGAGAGGCUGAGGGAGGAGAUAGAGGACAUGACCCUGGCCCUGCAGAGAGAGAGACAGAACUGCACCACCCUGGAGAAGAGGCAGAAGAAGUUUGACCAGUGCCUGUCAGAGGAGAAGGCGGUGAGUGCCCGGCUGGCUGAGGAGAGAGACAGGGCCGAGGCAGACAGUAGAGAGAAGGAGACACGCUCCCUGGCACUGGCACGAGCCCUGCAGGAGGCCCAAGAUCAGAGGGACGAGCUGGAGAGAUCUAACAAGCAGCUCCGCAUAGACAUGGAACAACUAGUCAAUCAACAGGAUGACGUGGGGAAGAAUGUGCAUGAGUUGGAGCGUUCCCGCCGGGCCCUGGAGACAGAGGCAGAGUCCCUGCGCACUCAGACCCAGGAGCUGGAGGAGGAGCUGGGGGAGGCGGAGAACUCCAGGCUGAGGCUCGAGGUCACCCUCCAAGCCCUCAGGGCCCAGUUUGAGAGAGAGAUCAGCACCAAGGAGGAGAAAGGAGAGGAGAAGAGGAGGUCUCUCAACAAACAGGUGAGGGAGUUGGAGACCCAGCUAGAGGAGGAGAGGAGUCAACGCUCUCAGGCCAUGUCCGUCAAGAAGCAGCUGGAGGGGGAGCUACAGGAGGCUGAAGCCCAGGUGGAGACAGCCAAUCGCGGCAGGGAGGAGGGGCUUAGGCAGCUACGGAGACUGCAGGUUCAGAUGAAGGAGGUGCUUCGUGAGCUGGAUGAGUCCAAGCUGGCCCGUGACGAGGUGGUCGUCCAAUCAAAAGACACAGAGAAGCGCUUGCAGACCUUGGAGGCGGAGUUACUGCAGCUUACAGAGGAUUUAUCAGUGUCUGAGAAGAUGAGGAGACAGGCUCAGCAGGAGAGAGAUGAGAUGUCUGAUGAGAUCGUCAACAGCUCUACCGGGAAGUCUGCUCUGUGUGAUGAGAAGCGGAGGUUGGAGGCGCGAGUCACUCAGCUGGAGGAGGAGUUGGAGGAGGAGCAAAGCAAUGCUGAACUAGUGGCCGAGAGACACAGGAAGACUACACUUCAGGUGGAGACUCUGACGGUGCAGCUGCAGGGAGAGAGGACCCUGGGCCAGAAGGCUGAGGGGGCCAGGGAGUCUCUGGAGAGGCAUAACAAGGAGCUGAAGCUGAAGCUGGGGGAGAUGGAGGGAGCUGUCAGGGGAAAACACAGGCUCAGUGUCGCCGCCCUGGAGGCCAAGAUGGACGGCAUGGAGGAGCAGCUGGAGCAGGAGAGACAAGAGCGAGCGAUAGCCAACAAGCUGGUGAGGAAGACAGAGAAAAAACUGAAGGAGGUGAUGAUGCAGGCAGAGGACGAGAGGAGACACGCAGACCAGUACAGAGAACAGUUGGAUAAAUCUAUGGGCCGGCUGAGGCAGCUGAAGAGGCAGCUCGAGGAGGUGGAGGAGGAUAACUCUCGUUCCAACGCCCAGAGACGUAAACUGCAGAGAGAGAUGGAGGAGCUGACUGACAGCUCCCAGAGCAUGACCCGCGAGAUCACCGCUCUACGCAGCCACCUCAGUCUGCCUCACACUCCACUCCAUCCACUCAGCAUCACCACAUCUGAACGGAAACCAGAGAAGCGUGCUCCGAUGCCCCUUGGGAUGCGCUCAGGUCGCAGGGCGUUGGUGGAUGAUCUGUCGUGUGAGAACUCUGACUCGGAGGAGCCCCCCCCCUCCCCGACUCCUUCUUCUGGUACUGGCCCCGGAACUGGCCCAGGCACCCCCACACCCCCUUCUGAAAACAACAGUCUGGGGCCCCCCCCACCAUACAGCCUUAACGACACUGAGUAACACACACACAAACACACACGCAUACAUACAGAUACAUACUCACACAGACGCAUAGGCCUGCCUACAUGUAUAUGUACACAUAGGCCUGCAUACAUGUAUAUGUACACAUAGGCCUGCAAACAUGUAUAUGUACACAUAGGCCUGCAGACAUGUAUAUGUACACAUAGGCCUGCAUACAUGUAUAUGUACACAUAGGCCUGCAGACAUGUAUAUGUACACAUAGGCCUGCAGACAUGUAUAUGUACACAUAGGCCUGCCUACAUGUAUAUGUACACAUAGGCCUGCAUACAUGUAUAUGUACACAUAGGCCUGCAUACAUGUAUAUGUACACAUAGGCCUGCAUACAUGUAUAUGUACACAUAGGCCUGCCUACAUGUAUAUGUACACAUAGGCCUGCCUACAUGUAUAUGUACACAUAGGCCUGCCUACAUGUAUAUGUACACAUAGGCCUGCAUACAUGUAUAUGUACACAUAGGCCUGCAGACAUGUAUAUGUACACAUAGGCCUGAAGACAUGUAUAUGUACACAUAGGCCUGAAGACAUGUAUAUGUACACAUAGGCCUGAAGACAUGUAUAUGUACACACAAAUACACCCUCACAUAGACUGACUUACUGAUCCUGCACUUCUUUAAACUAUUUCCUCUGCAGUCCAAACUAGAACAGGGAGCAUACACACACACACUCACACACACUCUCUCUCUCACAUACACACACACACACACACACACAAUUUAAGGGGGGAAAAGGAUUUGUUGAUGAUUCGUGAGCAAGAAUAUGGACUGUAAUCUCACUGGGGGAAGCUUCAUCUCCCAGACAUCUGAGGGACAGUGAAUUAUAUCAGCAUAGCCAUGUUCUAUUGUUAUGAUACUGUAUUAUGCUUCAAAUGGCAGAAGUAAGAUGGCUACUGGCCACUAUCAAUGUAAGGCCAUGUUUAACCCUUUGAGGAACUCUGACAAUAUUCCACCUGUGUUUAGCGUUCUUGUUGAGGACAUCGCAAAGGGCUGCUAAAUGUUCUAGAAUGCUGUAGAAUCCUGGAAUAAAACACUCCGAAUAAUGUUCCACUCCUCAAAGGGUUAAUGACAAUCUGCAUGUUUGGGAAGACAUUUUGCAAGACUAAAGAAACACACGCACACACAUGCACACACACACAUGCGCACACACACACGCACACACAUGCACGCACGCACACACACACACACACACAGGGGACUGAUUCAUGUUUCUAUGUAUGUAGUCCCUCUGUCAGUGUGUCCUGGAAAAGGUAAUCGCUCAUUGACUGCUAGUGUGAAAGACAGCUGAUAUGCUCUUCUGUCUUUUAACAAGCCUGGGAGAAGCUCCCAUGAGUUGUUCAUCUUUCUCUCUCUCGCUUGAAUAUCAAUUUAAGGCCAAGUUGUUAUUUUAAAAUGUAUUUUAGAAAACAAACACAGAAUGUCUGAAGUAUUUUAGGAUAUAUUACUAAUUUGUUUGUAGUUUGAAUUAGGUCAUAUAUGGGGGAAAUAUCAAUCAGGGAAGAGGGUUAAGUGAGAGAGAAAAAAUGAAAAAUGAUAAUCAACCUUGCUGUUGUAUGCACAAUGAAGAAUGAAGCCAGCGGCAAGUUUCUAUAGAAAAAGACUGCUGAUAUUUCACUCCAUCAUCACACAUACUGGUGAAACUGGCUAGGGCAUAAACACCGGCAUCAUCGUAGACCAUAUCAAUCCAUCUUAUGAUUGUCAUAAGAUGAUGAAAUGUUGCUAUCUUUUGUCAUGAGAAGCGAUGACAACCAAACAUGUUGUUGCAGUUGCAUCAAACACUAUUGCAAAACAAACCAUGCAGUCUAUCUUCGGUCCUGUGCUCUGAUCUGGGUUAUCUAGACAUUCAUGGACCUUUUUGGAUUGAGACAGAUAGGUAGUUACUGUAGUUAGGCCAAUGGAUUGGCAGGUAUAGGUAGAUAGAUACAGUAGGUAGAUACCGUAGGUAGAUAGAUACAGUAGGUAGAUAGAUACAGUAGGUAGAUAGAUACAGUAGAUAGAUACAGUAGGUAGAUAGAUACAGUAGGUAGAUAGAUACAGUAGGUAGAUAGAUACAGUAGAUAGAUAGAUACAGUAGGUAGAUAGAUACAGUAGGUAGAUAUAUACAGUAGGUAGAUAGAUACAGUAGGUAGAUAGUUUCUUUAAGUCUUUAACAUAUCUCUUCUUAUAAAUACAGGCAGUUGAAUCUGUGUCAUUUAUAUCAGUCUGAAUAUGAGCAAAAUCCUCCAUUAUUUAUUGCCGCUGGCUGUUUUUGUAUUGUUUCCAGUCUGUUCAGACAUAUCAUUGGUAGAUGACAUACUGGUAUGGUGUCACUGGCACUGAUGGAAAGGAAGGCAGGGCCUCACACAUACUGUAACCAUGGCAAUAGAGAGAGGUUAAGAACAGAAUCACAAUUACUAGGUGGAUUGUGGUUAACAACAUCUGUCUAUCUAUGUAGACUUGUGUUGUUGAAUAAUUCCUGGAUGGGGUAUUGGUUGUUCUAUUUGACAGUGUUAGGGAGAUUUGUAGGUCUUGGUUAGUAGGGAAUGCACUGGAAAUAUAUUGGACAGAGAGAUGACAGACAUUUAAGACAGUAACCAACACUACAUCAGAACUCACCUGUGGAGCAGGACACUGGAAUCUCUUACACAGAACA
Oncorhynchus nerka (sockeye salmon) is the source of this 9068-nucleotide messenger RNA. Its product is annotated as myosin-10-like. Gene Ontology annotation, biological process: regulation of cell shape; actomyosin structure organization; mitotic cytokinesis. The record is from RefSeq and is a predicted model, not a curated record. The coding region runs from base 294 to 6425 and encodes 2043 amino acids. Gene Ontology annotation, cellular component: myosin filament; myosin II complex; cytoplasm. NCBI's taxonomy places the organism in Eukaryota, Metazoa, Chordata, Actinopteri, Salmoniformes, Salmonidae. The transcript has 41 exons. Gene Ontology annotation, molecular function: microfilament motor activity; ATP binding; actin filament binding.